GGCGUGGCUGUUUCCGUCACUUAGCUUCGUUCUGGGUUCCUUCGUUACGUGAGGCCGACUUGGAGGGAAGUGGACGUUGCCAAGAAGAAAAGAAAUAGGCGAAGGGAGCAGAAACAGCAAAAAGCACCACUUAAAAGCUGCUUCAGGAGCAGUGAAGUGUCUUCAUGGCAGUUCGUCGAGGACACAUUAAGUAUAUGAAAGCUGACUUGCAGGAGGUGUAUGACAUGUCGAACGGUUAUGAAGACCACAUGGGAGGGGAUGAGGGGAAGGAUGCCAAGACCAACCUGAUCGUGAACUACCUCCCUCAGAACAUGACGCAGGAUGAGCUGCGGAGCCUCUUCAGCAGCAUUGGGGAGGUGGAGUCUGCCAAGCUAAUAAGAGACAAAGUUGCAGGCCACAGUUUAGGGUACGGAUUUGUUAACUAUCUUAACCCUAGUGAUGCAGAAAGAGCUAUCAGUACACUGAAUGGACUAAGGCUACAGUCCAAAACUAUCAAGGUGUCAUAUGCACGGCCCAGCUCGGACACAAUAAAGGAUGCUAACCUGUACAUCAGCGGACUUCCCAAGAACAUGACCCAGAAGGACGUGGAGGACAUGUUCUCACGUUACGGGCAUAUCAUAAAUUCCCGGGUACUUGUUGAUCAAGGUACAGGUACGCAAGGUUCAUCCCGUGGAGUGGCUUUUAUCCGUUUUGACAAGCGUGCAGAAGCGGAGGAGGCUGUCAAAAACCUAAAUGGUCAAAAGCCACCAGGAGCCUCGGAGCCAAUCACAGUAAAAUUUGCAGCCAACCCAAACCAGGUGAAGAACACACAGCUCCUCUCUCAGCUCUACCACAACCAAUCCCGACGCUUUGGAGGACCCUUACACCACCAGGCACAGCGGUUUAGGUUUUCUCCCAUGGGUGUCGAUCACAUGAGCAGCAUGGGAGGCGUCAGUGUCCCUGGAAACUCCACCUCUGGCUGGUGCAUCUUUAUAUACAACCUAGGCCAGGACGCAGACGAGAGCAUCCUGUGGCAGAUGUUCGGUCCCUUUGGUGCCGUGACGAAUGUCAAGGUCAUCCGAGAUUUCAACACCAACAAGUGCAAAGGCUUCGGCUUCGUUACCAUGACAAACUACGAGGAGGCCGCCAUGGCCAUCGCCAGCCUGAAUGGCUACCGGCUUGGAGACAAGAUACUGCAAGUGUCCUUUAAGACCAGCAAGGGCCACAAGUAGAAUAAGCCGGACAAUCAGGUGUAGAAGAAAGCGGGAAGUAACCCAUGUCAGGCUUUUAUUGCAGAAAGCUUAAGUUUUCAAUGUUAGACACACCAGUUUCAGUUUCAUCAUAUUCAGAGUUAAGUGACAUGUUCACUCUUCUGCACCUUUGUAAUUGUCUCAAAAGUGUCUAAGGUUUUCUUUUCUUUUCUCCAUUGUUGUUUGUUUGGGGUUCAAGGACACUCAAUUUUAAUUUGGAGUGGAUGGAGAGGCUAAAAUCCCAAAUUACCACCAACAUUUUUUUGUGAAACUUAUCUCAAAAACUAAAAUCCUGUCUAUAUGUGUUGCAUGUAAAGCUGUAGGAACUGCAUAAAGGAGGCAAACCAAUGAUUCUUAGCAGUGCACUAAAAACAAACAAAUCAGAACAUUGUAAAAGAUCCCAAGUGUGAACUUUUCAAUGAAUGAUUUGGUGUAAAGAUAGGGUUAAAGACUGCCCUCCCCCUUUUAAUGAGACAGUUUUACUGCGGAAGAGCAGUGCUCUGUCCUGGUUCCUCAUCACAAGUAGAAAUAGAUGCCUUAAACGAUCAUACAGUGGACAUCCAGUAGACCUUUUAACUACUCACUACUACAAGUCAGUCUAAGAGCAUAGCACUUUUAGCCAGCCAGCUUUAGGUUGCUCUGUAUAUCAGUCUUUUUGAUGGUAAUCUAUUACUUCUGUAUACCUUCCAGGCAGGUUUAAGAGUUCUUAAAAGAAACAGUGAGCCCUAGAAGGGAAAUGUUUGUUUUGUUAUCCAUAUGUAAAGUGUCUUUAAUUAUAAGUUGUUUGAUGCGAGUUGCAAAUGAACCCCAGUCAGUGAGUCACAAAUUAAAAUGGACCAAAGGCAGGGAGAGAUACUGAUAACCUCGCAAGAGUUUUUCUAAGCAGAUGUUCAAGAUAAAUAUUUUGGAGCCCAAUUGAUACUGGAUUCUCAUUGGCCAAUGUUUGUUUUUUUUUGUUCACCAUAAUCUGCAGAUACUUAAAACCUCUGUGAUUAAGCUGAGAUUUACAGGUAUCAGCUGAGCUCUAGUUAUUAAUUUUUUUUCUUUUGUUCUUUUGAUGAGGUACUAAUUAUUUACACAUAAUACUGAUUCUUACUGAGAGCAAUGCCACUAGCUGUUUGCUGAUCUGUUGAUUUUUGUUUUGUUUUUUUCCUUUUCCUUUUGAGUUUAUUUUCUUUUGAUUAUAUUUCUUUGUAGAUUCAUACAGUUUUGUUACCGUAUUAAGUUACAAACUUGUUUUAACGAGUGCUUAUCUCGAAUGGCCUUUGUUAUGGAUUUCAGUUUAGAUUUAAUUUUCUUCCUUUCUUUUGUUUUGCUUGUUUCCCUUUGAACAUAAACCAUUAAAUUUUGUUUUGUUUUGCUGCAA
Molecule: messenger RNA, 2595 nt
Organism: Maylandia zebra (zebra mbuna)
Lineage: Eukaryota; Metazoa; Chordata; Actinopteri; Cichliformes; Cichlidae
Gene: elavl1a
Product: ELAV like RNA binding protein 1a
Cellular component (GO): ribonucleoprotein complex
Molecular function (GO): RNA binding
Source: RefSeq, a predicted model, not a curated record